Molecule: messenger RNA, 967 nt
Organism: Coccomyxa subellipsoidea C-169
Lineage: Eukaryota; Viridiplantae; Chlorophyta; Trebouxiophyceae; Coccomyxaceae
Exons: 1
Coding region: 42-617 (191 amino acids)
Source: RefSeq, a predicted model, not a curated record
GCGCCUUGCAGAGGGUUGACAUCGGCAUGCUUGAGCCAGACAUGCUCAGUGUGCCUUCCAGCUGCUACCUUUCAGUUGAGCGCGAUAUCCUCGGGCUUGAUAGAAGGAAGUGGGAGGACAGUGCUCCCAAGUACACUGCAUGCGUGUUAUACUCCAAUCGUUACAAGGAGGGGGAGCAUGAAGAUCUACUGUAUGAGUGCCCCCGUCUUUAUGGCCGCUUGACGUGGCUGUCACAGGUGGCCUGCCCAAACCUUACUUGGCUCGAGUUGGAUUAUCCAAAGCUGACUGCAGCGUUGCAGCCACUUGUGAUCGAUCGGUGCAUGGGGGCUUUGAAGCAUCUGCGCGUCAGCAGCAAUACUGUCUACGUCAAGUUUGGGGCGUUUGUUAGGCUGGACACUCUAAUUCUGACUGCCGUCAAGAAUGUGAAUAUUCACUUGGCAGAUGUCUCUGGCUUUGCUGCGGGCUUGGAGAAGAUGCAAUUGAAGUGGAAGAGCUGCUGCUCUAACAGUUAUAGGCUGGCCACCGCACUCACAAAUCCCGCAGAUUGGGAUGAGCAGCAUGAUUUGUUUCCUGAAUACUGCUACACAGAAGUUAUAUUUCCUGUGAAGAAUUCUUGAAAAAAUGAGUCACAUCUUUGGUGCGCCAUGACAAGGAGUGUUGACACAUGCAGUCCUCGGCUUGGAGCCAAUAGAUCUAGGUUCAAAUUGAAUCAUGCAAGGUUGCCUGACUGCCAGCGUCUGAUUGGCUGCGUUCAUAGUGGCUACUGUGCCUGUUAUAUUCGGUGCAUGUGUCUGAACCAUCGUGCCUUGCAAGCAUCAAACUUUGAGGGCUUUACCGAGGGUCUGCUGAUGUCCCUGCUGUGUACCUUGUAGUUGGGUACAUGAUGCACCCGGUGCGGCGAUCGCAACUGCAAGAAUUAAUGGAGCACUACUGGCAGACUUACAGAGGAUGUUUAAUUUAGCAGGGG